Prorocentrum cordatum is the source of this 4737-nucleotide messenger RNA. Lineage: Eukaryota; Dinophyceae; Prorocentrales; Prorocentraceae. The record is from the annotation of a GenBank genome assembly.
AUGGGGAGUGGCGGCGGCGGACGCGGGGCGGGCAGCGCCUGGUCGGGGACCCCGAAUCGCCAGAGGGUGCCCCCGUGGAAGAGGAGCAGCAGUGGCAGUCGCCCUCUUCGCAGCAGCUACGUGGUGUGUGACGGGUGCAGCAGAUGGCGCUACUGCAAGAAUAUCACCAGCAGGGGCGACCUCUGCAUCUGCGGCAAGAAUCUCGCCUGCCUCGUCCCUGACGGACAUGUCUUCCGUGACGAGGAUGGAUCAGCUGGGCAGAUGGUUGGCAGCCAGGAGGUGGUGCAGGCGGGAAAGGGCAAGGAGGCCAACACCGUCGAUCUCAAGGCCGCCGCCGCAGCAGCAUACAGCAAGCUCAGCAAGGACGACCCGCACAGGCAGCACAAUGAGGCCCUCUGGCCAGAGCUCGCCGCAGCCAAGCCACCAGCAGAACAACCAGUUGUUGGAUUCAAGGCAGUGGAGGCAGCAGCUCGACGCUUGGACAAACUCCAGAAGAAGGUACGAUCGGCAGGGGAGCAAGUGGAGAGUGCCCAGCAGUACUUGGCUGAGAGUGAACGCAAGCUUCGUGAAGCUAUGGGAGCCUCCAUUGCAGCCGAAGAUGAGUUCGACAAGCUCAAGGCCACAGUCGGCAAGCAAGAGGCACCAGCCGAACCUGCAGCCGAGAAACCAACGCUGGCAGCCCUCCUGGAGCAGUUCGAGCAUGAGCCUGACGACUUCCACAAGUGGUCCGAGCCCGACAAGGUGGUCUGGCGAGCUGCAAAGGCCAAGGGCGAGCGCAUGGCCCAGACAGUCAAGGAGCACGAGGAGGAGACUGCGAAGCACCUGCGACUUCUGGAGGAAGAGACGGCCAGGCACCAGGAGCAGCUGCGCCAGCUCGAGCAGGUGCCCCCACGUGCGCUGAGGCGGCUGGGUCAGCCGCCGCGGCAGCGCCCAGCGGCGCCGCAGCAGCUGCCCAACCAGAAGCAGGCGCAGCAGAACAUGACAAAGCUGAAGAACGCCGAGCCAGAGUGGAGGCCCAUAUCCAGGAGGCGCGAGAGAAGGUCUCGCAGGCCAGGCGCGCCGAGACAGUCGUCGACGCAGAAGGGCAAGGUGACCACUCAGCAGGGUAGCCGCCCCAAGGCGAGCGCGAAGAAGGUUCGCCGCCCUCGCCACAUCGACUUCUUCAAUGUCACGACCUGGGCCCCCCAGGCACAGGGCUACCUCAUGGAGAUCAACGAUGCCAAGGACAGGGGCAUCAUUGGCAUCGCGGAGCACCACCUCCGCCAGCCUGCGCAGAUAAGCAAGGCAAGAGCGGCGCUCAGGAGGAAUGGCAUGCACAGCUACUGGACCAAGGCACGGCCAGGAGAAGGAGAAGGCACUCGAGGGGGAACGUGUGCCAUCACGCGAGGAUCCUUGGACAUCCAGGACAGGAUCGCGGGUUUCGACGAGCACUACCUGCACGAGGACGGCAGUGACGUCACGGUGGUGAUCUCCAACCUGCGCAAGGUCCGUUUCGCAGUGGCUUUCGUCUACCUCGAGUGCGGGGCGGGCUUUGGGGAGAGGAACGUCGACAUCCUCUGCGACCUGCGGGAGAAGAUGGCUGUCUGGGGAGGUGAAGCCAGGUGCAUCGAUUUCGCGCUGAUCUCGCAGGGCCUGGCGCCGUAUUUUGACCAGCUAGAGCUGCUCAGGACCGUGCCGUGGAAGCCGCACAUCGGCAUCCGCUUGAAGUUGAAGGGGCGGCCACUCAUGCUCAAGGGCAGGGUACUUCGCAGGCCAGCAGCCAUAAAGCCGCCAGUCGCAGUUGAGAGAAUGCCGAAGUCCAGAGCCGCUUGCAGACGAGCGGCGCGUGGAGGCCAGGAGGCCAUGCGUCGACGUCAGCAAGCGUUGACAGAGGCAGGAUGCGACCUGGAUGAGAACGACAUGGGGCCAGUGCCGCAUCUGUACUACGACAAGGAGGUCCAGCACGUCAUCCCCGACGAGCUGUGGCAGGCCACCUCCAAGCGGGUCAGCUUGCGUGCCUACGACGAGUUGCCCCAGCACUUGCAGCACACUGUCGUCGGCAAGAUGAUGGAGCGGGACAUGCUGGACCUGGGGCAACAGUACGACCGCUUCGCAAGCACCCUCGAGCUCAGCCUGUGCGAGAGCAUCGGCACCCCAGAGGAAGAGCGAGGACGACAUCUCGGGUGCAGCAGGCCCCCGAGCUACAAGAGCGUGAGCAUCAAGGUUCCGUCGGAGCCGGAGCCUGGCCCCGUCAUGUCUGGCAGCCAGGUAGGACGCGUCCUGGACCUCCGAGACGGGUACAGCUUUACAAGAGAUGAGGGCGAGGCGGCCAGGCCCAGAGAAAGAGGACGCAACACCAUGGACAUCCAAGAUCACGACCCCUUCGAGGAUGAGGAGGACUACUUGGAGUACCGCCAGGAGAUCGCUGACCAGGAGAACAGCGAUGGGUACCACCAGCACAUCGAGGGGCAGCAGGCCAGCCUCGAGCUCAGCCAGACCGUUCGCCGUCGUGCAGCUGGACCUGCAUUUCCCCCACCAGCAGGACGCAGCACCAUGAACGUCCAAGACCACGACCCCUUCGAGGAGGAGGAGGACUGCUUGCAGUACCGCCAGGAGACCGCAGAUCAGGAGGACUGCGAUGGGUACCACCAGCGCAUCGAGGGGCAGCAGGACACCAUCGGCUACGGCCAGACCGCUCGCCCAGAGGCAGAGGAGCAACGAGAUAUGGGCCUGCCCCCACCAGACCCCUGGAAUGAUGACCAGCACCAGCGGGAGCGGGAAGACUACGUGGCCAUGAGAGACGACCUGGAGUACUGGGCGGCCAUCUGGAUGGAUAACUUGGUGCAGCUCCCCACGGACAACAGCAACUGGAUGCAGAUCUGUGUGCCGUUCCUGGAGACCAUCUUGGGUGGCGGAGGCAACAAUGGCAUGGUGAGACUGCUCAGGCGUAGGUACCAGCAGGUCCGCACCCACAGUGGCCACCAGACGCAGCAGCAGAUCAACACAAGACGGCAGCUCGCGCAGCAGCUCAACCAGCCAGACCCAGGCAGGCUGAAUGAAGAAGGUGCAGCCAAGGACCAGCAGCAGGCCCUCCUCGCAUACCUGCACGCGAUAGCAGAGGGCGCCCUCGUGGACCCAGGGACAAUCAGCAGGGUAGCAGAGGAGGUAAAGAGCAUGGCCAAGCUACUCACAAAGGCGGUGAAGAAGGCGUACAUCCACUGGGUGCACGACGCCACGGCAGGCAGUGCGAAGAUGGCCCACGCCUACACCAAAGCAGCGGAGCGCAGCCACCUGGAGGACAUCCUAGAGCACGAGGGCCAGGUCAUCAACCACCCGCAGCAGCUGGUGGACUUGCGCAAAGAAGCAUGGCAACGCAGGUGGACACGAGAUGCACAGAAGGCCGAGAGGAUCCAAGAGGCGCUGGCCAAGCUGAGGCAGGCUGCCUUGGCCCAGCAAAAUGCCCUCGAGCCCAUCAGCAAGGACAUCAUAGGCUCCAUCAUCCAGCACCUGAAGCGCAAUGCUGGCCAAGGAGCGGACUGGUGGAGGGCUCCAGAGCUCAAUGCCAUGGGCGCCCAGGGGCUGGAAGACUUCGUGCAGUGCCUGACCAGCUGUGAGCAACGGGCAGCGUGGCCGUGGCAAUUCUACUUGGUGCUGGAGCUGCUGCUGGGUAAGAAGCCAGGAAUCGGCGGAGAGCGCCCCAUCGGCCUCAUGCCCAUGCCGUACCGCAUCUGGAGCGCAGCCAGGAGGCCCAUAGUAGCCACCUGGAGCAAGGCAGCGGCUGGCUUCUGGGCUACGGCAGUAGCUGGCUCCUCAGCGCUACGAGUGGCAAUGCACAGACUGAUGAGGGCAGAAGCCGCCAGGGAGAUGGGCUUUCAUGCAGCAGGCGUGUUCUACGACGCGGCAAACUUCUAUGACAACAUAGGCCUCGACCAGCUGAUCGAGAAGGCCAGCGCCCUCCAGUACCCGUUGCUGCCGCUGGCAAUGGCCGUGCAGAUGUACCUUGCGCCCAGGGCCAUCAUGGCCCACAGCCUCUUCUCGGACAUCUUCGAGCCUGCCAACAGCAUGGUAGCGGGCUGUGACCGCUUUUGGUAUGGCAUCCUGGAUGCAGCGCACAGGCACCACAUCUUCGUCGUCAUGCAGCAGUACCUGGACGACUUGGCCCUGCAGGUAGAGGGUGCGCGGCGGCAGGUCAUCGGCCAGAUCAAGCACGUGGCAGCGCUGGUGCACGAUGGAUUCAAGCAGCUCGCGAUACCCAUCUCAAUCAAGACGGCAGUGGUGGCCUCGGACAAGGACCUCCAGGCAAAAGUCGCCAGCAUCCUGGACAGCCUGGGCACCCCCAACAAGCAACCAGGUGUAGUGCGCGACCUCGGAGUGGGCACCAGCCUUGGCAAGCAGCUGCGGCGACCCACCCAUGCUGCGCGCCAGGCCAAGGCCAAGCAGAGGGUGGCCAAGUUCAGGGACUUAGUGAAGACGGACGCCAGGGGCGCGGCAAAGGUCUAUUCAGCAGGUGCCUACUGCCAGCAGGCCUGGGACUUACCAGCGCACGGUAUCACGCCCACGGAGGCGAAGUCGGUCAGGGCUACGGAGGCAGCGCUCCUCACAGGCGGACACAAGGCUGGACGCUGCACGUCCACCAUCCUCCUGAUCCAGAGGGGAAUGCAAGAGGCAGUAACCCGAGCCAUCGGCGACCAGAUCAAGCAGUUCUGGCUCGCCAUAGUCGACCACCCGACGGAGCUCAAGGGGUACCAGAGAGGCUGA